Messenger RNA from Diaporthe amygdali, 1356 nucleotides. RefSeq lists its product as uncharacterized. The transcript has 2 exons. Gene Ontology annotation, cellular component: cytosol. Gene Ontology annotation, biological process: carbohydrate metabolic process; GDP-mannose biosynthetic process. The coding region runs from base 1 to 1356 and encodes 451 amino acids. The record is from RefSeq and is a predicted model, not a curated record. Lineage: Eukaryota; Fungi; Ascomycota; Sordariomycetes; Diaporthales; Diaporthaceae. Gene Ontology annotation, molecular function: zinc ion binding; mannose-6-phosphate isomerase activity.
AUGCAGGUCCCCCUCCUCAGACUCCAGUGCGGGGUCAAUUCCUAUGACUGGGGCAAGAAGGGCAACGACUCAUCCGCAGCCAAGUUUGCCGCUGCCACGCCAGCUGCUGACUUCACAAUCAAAGAUGACCAGCCCUACGCCGAGCUCUGGAUGGGCACCCAUCCUUCCAACCCCUCUAAGGACCUGCGCACCGGUCGCACCCUCCUCGACCUCGUCGAAGACAACCAGGCUCUCCUCUCCCAAACCGUCAUCGCUCGAUAUGGCAACAAGCUGCCAUUCCUCUUCAAGAUCCUCUCCAUCGCCAAAGCCCUGUCCAUACAGGCUCACCCGAACAAGAAGCUUGCCGAGCAGCUCCAUGCCAGGGACCCCAAGAACUAUCCCGAUGACAACCACAAGCCCGAGAUGGCCAUUGCCCUCACCGAUUUCGAGGGACUUUGCGGCUUCAGGCCUCCAUCCGAGAUAGUACACUUCCUAGAGACUGUCAAAGCCCUGCGUGACUUCGUUGGCGCAGAGACGGCAGACGCUUUCAUAAGCACCAUCAAGUCUCACGAGGGCGACGAAUCCGAGGACGCCAAGCGAGACAACAAGGCUGCCCUGCAGAAGCUCUUUGGCACCCUUAUGUCCAAAUCACAAUCCACUCUUGAGACAGCAACAACUGCUCUUUUGGAUGAGGCCACCGCAGAGACAGAAAACUUCGCCGGUGGCGGUGCCGGACCCAACUCUGGCAAGGACCUUGCCGAGCUCAUCAAGAGACUGCAUGGCCAGUUCGGCGCCGAUUACGGCCUGUUCGUGCAGUUUCUCUGCAACCUAGUGACCAUGGCGCCAGGCGAGGCUCUUUUCCUGCGGGCCGACGACAUUCACGCUUACAUAUCGGGCGAUAUUGUCGAGUGCAUGGCAGCCAGCGACAAUGUCAUCAGGGCCGGCUUCACCCCCAAGUUCAAGGAUGUCGACACACUUGUGUCAAUAUUGACGUACAACUAUGCUCCGAUCGAGGAGCAAAAGAUGGUACCGAAAGAGUAUGCAUACGCCACUCUGAAUCGCACAGCAUACAGCUCCAGCAGCGAGGUUAUGCUGUACGACCCCCCUAUCGAGGAGUUCAGUGUGGUGCGGUCCACUCUGAAACGUGAGGGCGCCAAGGCGACGUUCGACCCGCUGGACGGGCCCAGCAUCAUCAUCUGCACCGGUGGAAAGGGCAAGAUUUCCGUGGGGCCAACCGUGGAAGAAAUCAAACAAGGAUACGUCUUCUUCGUAGGCUCGACGGCCGAGGUGGUCCUGGAGUCAACUACCGAGGGCGAGGAAGAAUUUGUGACUUUCAAGGCAUUCUGUGAGGUCGAGGACCACAGCAAUGGUGCCUAG